CCCGGAGGUGCCGCCCCGCUGCAGGUGCGGUUGCGCCGCUCCCGGUGGCUCCGCGCCGGCGCGGGGGCUGCGAUGGGGGGGGCCGUGCCUGGAACAGCACCAUCACCGGCUUCUCAUUCCUUUGAGGUGUCCUUUUGAAGCCUUCAUGGCGAUUUAAACCUCCCCCCUGCCUCCCGUGGAAGCCGGGCGGGCUGUUGUCACGAUGUUUUUCUUCAUCCAGGCGGUGCCAGCAUCCCUUGGAAAGUUUUUCUUCCACAAAGAGAAUAGCGGAUCCGAAACGGCGCGGUGAGGCUGGAGGUGCUGAGCCCCUCGCAGGAGGAAAAGAAAUCUUCGCUGUGAUAACUUCAUGUUAAUAACAGAAAAAUCAUGGAUUAAAUGAGUGGUUUAUUUUCUAGGGAGAGCUGUAAAUGAACUGAGAAUAGGAUGGACUUACUAUGAAAGACCUGAAGCUCUUGAUCUACGCAUCAUCAACGAGCUGCAGAUGAAUGCGGCAUACACCUUGGAGGAUGGAUGUGAACAUGGACUGGAAUUCUGAGAAUAAUGUUUAUGACACAGGUGAGAAGCAUGCAAAUUAUUCCAGAAAGAGCACUAAGCAGGUAGGCCACAUGCCUAGCCUCCAGGAGGAGGCAGAUGUGAAUUACUCGCAGCCUUCCAGUCCUCGUUGCAACUCUGCAGGACCUUCAAGUAAGAAGGAGCUUCCUGCAGAGCUGCAGCGUGAAGAAAAAGAAGCUUAUGAGACCUAUCACCAGAAACGAGGUGAGAGUACAGCUGGGGUGUUUGUCCCUUCCAAUAUUGACUUUGACUUGCAGCAUGAAGAUGAAGAUUUAGAGCACCGUUCCUCUGAGCAGUCCAAGAAACCGCAGAGAAGACUACGUGGUGAUAGCGAGAACACUGUUCUUGCUGAUGUGUUUGAUGAGGACUCUGGGGGAGCUUUGCCAUUCCGGUGCAAGAGGUGUGGUUGCUCUUUCCGGGAUAUGAGCGAGCUGCAGGAACAUAAGCGAACUCACCUUGUGGAAAACUCAUACCGAUGUCCCAUCUGUGCCAAAGAGUUCUUCCGUGCGGCAAAUUUGCGAAUGCACAAGCUCAUUCAUUCUAGUGACAGGCCACACAAAUGUCCAGAGUGUGAUAAGGGUUUCAUUCGCACGGCUGAUGUCUGGAGGCACCUACGCAGUGUGCACAAGAUAGAGCGCUCCAUGGUGAUCCUGGGAAACGGCAUGGCUAGGAACCCAUGGUCCAUAGUGCACCGUGACCAACAUGCUGUUGAGUAUAUGGAUCAGCCUUGUGCAGAAACCCAAAAGCCUGAGGAAGAUGACUGUAAACCUUAUGCCUGUCAAACAUGCGGCAAAGGUUUCGGUAAGCCUAACCUGCUUUCCAAACACAAGGUGAUCCAUCGACAAGACAAGCCCUAUAAGUGUCAGGAAUGUGGCGUGGCGUUUGUCCAGCUGCUGAGACUGAAAAGACACCAGCAGACUCACUCUGGGGAGCGCCCCUUCUAUUGCAGGGAGUGUGGAGCAACGUUCACCCGGCUGACAUCGCUCCAGCGCCAUCACCGUAUCCAUACCGGUGAGAAGCCCUACUCUUGCCGUUACUGUGGUCAUGCCUUCACCGAGUCAGGUACCCUCUGGAGGCAUGAGCGCACACACAAAUUGGGCAAAUCUUAAUUCUUAAAGUUCACUUGUGAUUAUAGUCUCCUUGGUUGCUUCUUACCUGAAUGAGGCUUGCUCAGUUGGGCUGGAGAAGGCACUUCACUGCAUGCUCUCUGGCCAGUCCAGACCUACUUCUCACCAGUGGCUGACAGGGAACGCUGCAUCGUGGAGAUCUCUGGAACUUUUACUGGUACAGAUUGCACUUGCUGGCUUUAAACUGGCUUUGUAUGAAAAAAUAACCUGAUUAUCACUGAGUAAUAAAAUUUGAGGCUUGAGAAGACUGAAAUGACUCACAUGUGCUAGCACUGUCUCAAUUUGCUGAACUGAUGGUUCAUCAGCUUGAGCUUUUUUAAGGAUGCAAGGGCUGUGAGACUUCUCUCUGCAGUCUUGGUCACUGUACAAAUUAGCCCUGCCCUCUCAAGUGUGAUGGCUCUUUGGCACUGGGUUUGGAGAUCUGCUGUUGCAGGUCUUUGCUAAGGCAGAACAGUCUGGAGUUGUCCCUCUAUCCCUUCUUUCCUUGCAUUCUGCUGGAUUUUUCUUUCC
Molecule: messenger RNA, 2189 nt
Organism: Cuculus canorus (common cuckoo)
Lineage: Eukaryota; Metazoa; Chordata; Aves; Cuculiformes; Cuculidae
Product: zinc finger protein 420
Exons: 2
Coding region: 486-1661 (391 amino acids)
Biological process (GO): regulation of transcription by RNA polymerase II
Molecular function (GO): DNA-binding transcription factor activity; RNA polymerase II cis-regulatory region sequence-specific DNA binding
Source: RefSeq, a predicted model, not a curated record